AUGGUAAUCUACCAAAUUUUCGAAGCACUAACGGUUCCAAAUGAAGAACAGUACAUUAGAAGAUGCACUGAAACGAGUAUGAAGUGGCUUCGAUACAUGGGGUUUGUCAGAUUUCACGGGAAUGAUGGACUUCGAUCGGCCGUAACUAUUCUCCCGGAGAUUAUUGCUUUCGUUGCUUCGCAUAUCUCUUUCGUUGUGGUUGUAUUAUUCUCUCAUCGUGCACAGGAAGUUGAAGUACCCGGCACAGUUAGACCUGUUCGAAUGAAUAAUGAUGGAAAGUCGGAACCUUGCCUAUUGCAUUCUUUUCCAGCCAUCGAUUCUGAAUUGCGUGUACUUCUUAGUGUUUCUUUUUGUUGCGAGCUGAUUCUUCUCUUCUUCGCUGCAUUUCACAUACUGGCAAUUUACAUCUAUCAAAUUCCGAUUGUACAGGAAAUCCUGCCUGGGGAGUCAAUUUUGGCUAGGAUUAUCGGUCUCUCCGCGAUUUUACUAACUGAUUGUCAAAGGUGGUGGAAGUUUUGGGUUAAUGAUAAUCUACAGUUGCCUGCUAUGAUUAAUCCUCUAUUUUUGCUGGUAUUCUAUCAUGUCCUCAUGGUUCAACUGCUUUGGACUUACAACGGCAGUCGAGAUUAUGUUGACGAUAACGAUGGUGAAUCAUCAGUUCAUGAAGAGAGACUAAAUGCUGGAAAUGAUCGCGCCGAUGACAAUGCUGCCCUUAGUCCUCAUGGGAGCCGGCCGUUGCUUCCUCCUGAUGGGGAAGAUGUGCACUUUGGAGAAACGGGACAAGCGAUACCUCUACGGAAGGUUACUUCUCAGAUUGUCGAUCGCCAUAGAAUUGGACAGAUUUUUGGAACUGCUGAAAAUCCAGCUACCAUUGCUGCUUCAAAAGGAAUGGUGGCAAUCUUUUCGUUCGCUUUAUACCAUGCCUACACAUUUGCUUUGCUUGCCAUGAUGACAUGGGCUUUGUUAUAUCACUCAAUCUUCGGCCUUCUUCUGCUGGUGUUGGCGUGCACGUUAUGGAUGUUCAAGGAUUCGCGUGGAGCCUCAUUCGCUAUGGCACCAUCGAUUACGGUUUAUGUUGAGUUCCUUCUACUGGCUCAGUAUGCAUGCAGCAUGAACGUAACGUCUUCGGAACUUCAGUUGCCAGAUUGGCUAAAAAUGGUUGGAAUUAUGAUUGCCAGUAAUAUGUGGAGUGGUUUUGUUACCCUUUCGGUGAAGCUUCUUCUUAGCCUUCCCGUCUUCCUACUGCUUCGCUUAAGCAUUCGAGAGACCUUCUACGAAUCGUUGAGCGAACACGAACGAGUGCGUCGUAUUCAGAACUACGGUACGUUCCACGAUAAAGAUCCUGCUGUUCCAGUUGGUACUACACAGGGAAGGAGAGAUAGAGCUGCCGGGUUUGUGCACUGGUUGUCGUUACAGUUUACGAAGUGCUCAAUAUUCCUUGUAGCUCUAGUGCUUCUUGUUGUCGCCUGUCAACCGCAUCCUGUACUUUAUACUAUCGGCUUUUUCUGCAUAUGGUGUUUGUUGGUAAUCUAUUUUAAGUUUCCUGAGGUCUGGACCAGGUGGACGGGUUUGGACAAGAAGUGGAAUGACGAUAUUGGUUUGAUUAACUACAGCGACGUUGGCGAAUCGGGGGCAUUGUUUGCACGAUUAUUUACGCCGAUCUCGUUGUUUGUUGUUGCCAUGCUUCAACUGAAAUUCUUCCAUGAUCCAUGGAUGGCAAUGAUGACACGGACUUCAGAAGAUCGAGGUGAAGUGCUUGUUGACAGAGAGCCUUCUAUAUCAGCGCGGAUAGGCAAUUUUGUAAAUCGAGCAGUCGAAUUGAUUUGGCGAAUAACGGAGAUUCAUAUAACAAAAAUUGUAUUUAUUAUUGUUACAGUAUUUGCUGCAAAUAAUAAACGUGUGUUUCCCUUAUUGAACAUGGACGAUUUCGAUCUUGAUUUGGUACAUGCCAUGCAAUUCCUUGUUGAUUUUGGGUUCUAUAAAUUUGGUUUCGAAUUAUGUAUGAUUAUGAUGGCUAUAAAUGCAUGGGUGCGCAUGGAUAUGCUGGCUACUGUGAUGUGUAUUUGGAUAGGACUCUUUGCACUGAACAAAAGAUCUGUUUCUCGCAAGCUUUGGUAUAUUUUUGUGACGUAUCUUGCUGUACUUUUUCCGCUACAGUAUGUCAUUUACGUAGGACUUCCUGAGGACAGUUGCUUAGGCUAG
This is a messenger RNA of Angiostrongylus costaricensis, 2202 nucleotides long. NCBI's taxonomy places the organism in Eukaryota, Metazoa, Nematoda, Chromadorea, Rhabditida, Metastrongylidae. The record is from the annotation of a GenBank genome assembly.